GACCUUUUCUUCUUCUUCGCUCUAAACUUUGACAGUAGGCUUGAGUCAUUUGCUUGUGUUUAGAUUUCGAUUCAAACUGCAGUAAUUCCGGGAAACAUCAGUUGCGCGAAGUAUUUGAAUGAAAAACAACCAUAGAUUAAGGCACAUCUGCAUAAAUAAUACAUUCGUCAUUAACUUGGACACUAAAUGUUGCGUAUAUUUCCCCUACAACGUUUUAAAAAUGUUGAUUUUCAGCCAAAGGACAUACACACAUGAACAUAAAACUUCAAGCAUUGGGUAUAAACACGUAUAAGGGAGAAAGACAGAAAAGCCAAACGUAAACACCACUCAGCUUCAAUAAUAUUUAUUGUCCUACGUUGUCUAUCGCGCGUACUGUGUUAAUUUUCCCUACAGCCAUGAAUCCCGGUAGAUUGGGGCUUACACCAAUGGUUCAAGAGAAUCCGCUAUGGAUUUCGUGGCACGACUCAAACUGGAUACCGGUUCUCAACCCUGGCAAUGUAAUGGACUACUUUUCGGAGAAAUCGAAUCCAUUCUAUGACCGAACAUGCAACAACGAAAUCGUCAGAAUGCAGCGACAAAGUUUGGAGCUUCUGAACAACAUGACCGGUGUGGAAUAUAUUCCCCUUCACGUUCAAGAUCCGAUACUGUACGUGAUACGUAAGCAGCACCGUCAUUCUCCGACUGAAGCUACGCCGUUGGCUGAUUACUACAUCAUUGCUGGCACAGUGUAUCAGGCACCGGAUUUGGCCAGCGUUUUCAACUCGCGGAUACUUUCCACCGUACAUCACUUACAAACAGCAUUUGAUGAAGCCAGCUCUUACUCACGUUAUCACCCGAGCAAAGGAUAUUCGUGGGAUUUCUCCUCAAACAAAGCCAUUGCCGAAAAGACGAAAACACAAACCAAGAAGGAAGCUCCAGUUAAAGAGGAACCGAGUUCCAUUUUCCAACGCCAGCGGGUGGAUAUGUUGUUGGGUGAUUUACUCCGCAAGUUUCCUCUACCCUUGCCACAGAUGACAAACAAUCCAACAGGCGUUAAUUCGUCAGAAGGGAACAACGUGAACAAUAAUCAUAGUGGUGGUACCGGCGAGAAUGAUCACACCGGUUCAGAUCAUGCAAUGAUUAAACAAGAACCAACCGACGGUGGUGGUGGUGGUGGGCGGGGAAGCAAUAGUGAUGCACCACCCGAAAAGAAAAUGAAAUUAUAAUUCUUUUAAUGUAUUCUAAUUAUAUUUAAUAAUAAAAAUUAAUAUCCCUACAA
Anopheles funestus (African malaria mosquito) is the source of this 1258-nucleotide messenger RNA. It is a transcript of the gene MED6, whose product is annotated as mediator of RNA polymerase II transcription subunit 6. NCBI's taxonomy places the organism in Eukaryota, Metazoa, Arthropoda, Insecta, Diptera, Culicidae. Gene Ontology annotation, cellular component: core mediator complex; mediator complex. The transcript is spliced from 3 exons. Bases 396 to 1205 code for a protein of 269 amino acids. The record is from RefSeq and is a predicted model, not a curated record. Gene Ontology annotation, molecular function: transcription coactivator activity. Gene Ontology annotation, biological process: regulation of transcription by RNA polymerase II.